Molecule: messenger RNA, 1660 nt
Organism: Nomia melanderi (Alkali bee)
Lineage: Eukaryota; Metazoa; Arthropoda; Insecta; Hymenoptera; Halictidae
Gene: crok
Product: crooked
Biological process (GO): sleep; regulation of synaptic transmission, cholinergic; positive regulation of voltage-gated potassium channel activity
Source: RefSeq, a predicted model, not a curated record
UGCUGUGGGUAACGCUUAGAUAAAUUGUGCGUCGUUUGUGUUUUAUUGGGCUCGUAUCGUUUCUCAUUCCGUGGUGCGUUCUUUCAUCGCUCGAAUUGCAAUUAUCAAUUCGUAAGCGCACAUUAUCGAGUAAUGCGUUGCGGAUCGGGCGCGGUCUUGAAUCGAGAUCAAGUCACGUGGUCCGGUCGGUACCGAAAUUGAACGAACUGAUGCAGUAGCGUAUAAAGAACGGUACCAUUCUUUGGUGGAUUUUAAAAAGUGUAGUUAACUUCAUAAUAGAAUAAUUGUCAGUUAUUUAUUCCUUUUAUAUGUGUUGAAUGUAUUUUUAAUUUAGUUGUUAUUAAUUUGGGGCGAAGGGAUAGAAAGUUUUCUCUUGUUUUAUUUUUGUAAAAAUAUGAACACAUUAUUGAGUCGCCCCUGGCGCGGUCUGUUUAGUGGCGUGGUCAGUCGUAGGCGUGGGCAGUUUGAGUAAUUAACGUUACGUCUUAACACGAGUUAUUUUCAGUUCUCAUUAAGUGAUUGCCCAUUCUUUUAAAAUGACGAAGGAAAUUAGUAUUCGUGUUCUAGUGACAGCAUUGUUUUUCCUCUUCUGCAUCCAUCAAGGUUUCUCUAUUAAGUGCUGGGUGUGUAGAUCAGAUUCAGAUCCAAAAUGUGCAGAUCCUUUUGAUAAUACAACUGUACCAAUUACCGAUUGCAAACAAGAACCAGAACUUGAACACCUGCCUGGUGUUAAACCAACCAUGUGUCGCAAGAUUCGACAAAAAGUCAAUGGGGUAUGGAGGUACUUUCGUAGUUGUGCGUAUAUGGGUGAGCCAGGGAUUGCAGGCGAUGAGCGUUUUUGUCUAAUGAGAACUGGGACUUACAAUAUAUUCAUGGAAUAUUGCACAUGCAAUAGCAAAGACGGCUGUAAUGCAGCCCCUUAUAAUCAUGGCAGUUUAAUUGUUUCGAUAAUAGCUGCUGUAGUUUCAAUACGAUAUGUACUUGUCUAUACUUAACAAAGUUGACCAAAUUUUACUGUUAGAUCUGACAAACCGUACAGUACAUAUUUUAAACACACAUUUUUUACAGUAUAGAGAUCUGCUCGUACUUACUUAAGGAGGAUCUUUUUUUAACAGUUUUACAACUCUGAAUUUCAGGGAAUUAGAACUCUCGAAUUAGAUUUCAGACCGUAUACUACCACUUGAAAUCAAUUUUACAUCUUUUAUAUAUAUCAAAAUGUGCCUAUGCGUUAGAUUUUAAUAAGAGAAUAUUUAUAUGAGAUUUUCAAAUGAUUGACUAAUCUUUUCUACCUGUUUUGGAGGUAUUAUAUUACACCAGUACAUCGCUAAUUUUUAUAGAUGUAUAUUUAUAUUAAUAUAAACACGUAUGUUUGUAUCAUACUUGGUCGAUUUAGAUUCGGUACAAACGGUCUACGCUACGACAUCACUGUACUUGAUCGAGAUUAAGUCGAAUACCAUUACAGAUAAGACUGUGAAUACCGUCCAUUGUAUGUUCGUGAAGUUAGUAUUAACGUGGAAUCAUGUCGCUUCUUAUAUUUUUAUACGUAUUUUCGUAGAGUGUCGUUAGUUACGAAUCAUCGCAGCAAUAAAAUACCAUUGAUUACAGAAACGCACCAUUCCUUUAUGUGUUCUGUUUACACGUGUACAAUAAAAGUGAUAAA